CUGUGUGCGACACUUGUUUCCCGGAAUCUCUUUCCGAAGCAUCCAGCAUCUCGACCGACCGGAGUCGUCAGUCCUGUCGGUGAUCGCGGAGCUCCGAGAAUUGUUCGCUCUCGUUGCAUUUAUCGAACAAUGAGCACCGUACUCGGACGUGUAAUUGUGUACGGGGGCAAGGGCGCUCUUGGCUCGGCCUGCGUCUCCCAAUUUAAAUCGCGAAAUUGGUGGGUUGGUUCCAUUGAUAUGAAAUCAAAUGAACAAGCGGAUGCAAAUAUCAUAGUAAAUCCGGAGAGUAAUUGGCAACAGCAGCAAGUAGAAGUUUUGGCCCAAAUCAAGGACACAUUGAAAGAUGAGAAGGUUGACGGUAUUAUUUGCGUAGCCGGAGGUUGGGCGGGUGGCAAUGCAAUCCACAAAGAUUUCAUAAAGAAUUGCGAUCUCAUGUGGAAACAGAGCGUUUGGAGUUCGGUUUUAGCAGCUAACAUCGCGGCCGAAUGCUUGAAGAAGGGAGGCUUCCUUACAUUGACCGGUGCCAAAGCGGCACUGGAAGGAACACCAGGUAUGAUCGGCUACGGUAUGGCAAAGGCGGCGGUUCAUCAGCUGACAAGUUCUUUAGCUGCCAAAAACAGCGGACUUCCAGAAGAUAGUUUGGUAGUCGCUAUACUACCUGUUACUUUGGAUACGCCAAUGAAUAGAAAGUGGAUGCCCAAUGCUGAUACGAGCACCUGGACUCCACUUGACUUUGUGUCAAAUUUGUUCUGGGAGUGGUCGCAGAAUCAAGAUCGACCUGCUAAUGGUUCUCUUCUGCAACUCAUUACCAAGGACAACAAGACGCAAGUGAUUCAGGCUUCCAAAAUGUAAAACGAACAACGACCAUGGGAACAAACAUUCAUGACAAUAUAAUAAAUGUAAAGAUGUA
This is a messenger RNA of Pseudomyrmex gracilis, 910 nucleotides long. RefSeq names its product dihydropteridine reductase (gene Dhpr). Lineage: Eukaryota; Metazoa; Arthropoda; Insecta; Hymenoptera; Formicidae. The record is from RefSeq and is a predicted model, not a curated record. The transcript is spliced from 5 exons. Gene Ontology annotation, cellular component: cytoplasm. The coding region runs from base 130 to 852 and encodes 240 amino acids. Gene Ontology annotation, biological process: tetrahydrobiopterin biosynthetic process; L-phenylalanine catabolic process. Gene Ontology annotation, molecular function: NADPH binding; 6,7-dihydropteridine reductase activity; NADH binding.